UGGGCCAGAGAAAUUUUGCUAUGUGGGUAGUGUGAAUAUUUAUGUAUCUAAUCGCUGCUACGUCACCUGCAUCAUUUAGUGUGUUUCAAAUCCGAAUUUAUUCAACAUUUUGUGCGAUUAGACGGUGUGUAUGGUGACAAAAAGGUCAGGAGUGAUGAGAUUAGGUCGUUUCAUUGGACAUGAUGGCCUCCACAGAAGUGCACAGGUUGAUUAUUGAGGCUUUUGUCUUCCUAAAGGUCUCUGUCCCACUAUCACAGUCUACGUAAACCGCACAGGCUCCAUAUAAAAGACACACCAGCAGCUUAAGAAGGUGUUAGACUUGCUUUUAAACCGCGAAGGAUCACUUCAAAGUAGUUUUUAGUGCCUGAAACGUCUCGUCGUCCUGAUGUGUAGAGUUGCAGUACUCGUGUUUGGCCUGCUGGUUGCGCUGCUGGGCGGCGCUCAGGCCACAGAUGGACACUCGAUCUACGGCGUGAAGCUCUGCGGGAGAGAGUUCAUCCGGGCGGUGAUCUUCACCUGCGGAGGCUCGCGCUGGAGGAGAUCUCUGGAUGAUUCAGGUGAUCUGUCCAGUGAUCUGCUCUCCGCUCAUGAUGACGAGGCCUCUGAAAGAUGGGCCUUAAACUCAGUCAUCCCUGGACUAUCAUACAGACCCCGUCCCAACUCGGAGACCCCUAGCUGGGCAGCAGAGGCUUCGGAGGGCCCUGUGUUCAGCCGUACCGCCCGGUCGGUCAUCUCAGAGGAAGUGCUGGAGGCCCUGCGCACGUCAGACAGGAAAGGCCGUGAUGUCGUGGUCGGCCUGUCCAACGCCUGCUGCAAAUGGGGCUGCAGCAAGAGCGAGAUCAGCUCAUUAUGUUAAAAGAGAAUCCUGCGAAUCCAGAGAGCCUGUGGGUUAAUAAGAGGAGCCCUUAUUAUGUGACAUUACAGGAAAAAUGGCAAGCUUUUAAUGUCUUGUAAAAGCCUCUCUGAUUGUGCAGGAACAUUCUGUUAGGUGAUUGGAUUGGGGUUUUGGAUGGGAAAACUGGAUGUAAAAUGUUUGCUGUGCUUACAAGAUUGGUAUAUACUGCGUAACCUGUAGUAAUAUGCAAUCUCAAAAAUAAAAAAUAUAUUGUUUAAAAAAACAGAAGGAAUGUGCAAUGCAAAUUCUUCAGCGUUUUUUAUCUUUCUGUUUAAAGGUUGUUCCUGUGAAAUAGUGAAAAUGUACACCUGGAAUAUACAGGAAAAGCCGAAUUUAGUCAAAAGUUAUCUUUUUUAAAGCAUGGUCUCUCUUGGCGUGAUGCUCUUGUUUGGGUAUUGAUUUAAAGUGACGGUCAGUUCAACAAAAAUUUUUAAAAAAGGGUGAAAGGGGUAGACUUUCUAGAGUUAUUCGCUUUAUUUUCUAUUUAAUUAUGAGAUUUCAAUGUUGCUUUUAGUGACAUUUUUAGCUGGGUUAGCUUGUCAGAUGGUCUUCAUAACCACACUUUUUGAUGUACCAAUCAUACAUGUUAAAUACACAUUACUACAGUUAAAGGGAAAAUUAU
Molecule: messenger RNA, 1517 nt
Organism: Danio rerio (zebrafish)
Lineage: Eukaryota; Metazoa; Chordata; Actinopteri; Cypriniformes; Danionidae
Source: RefSeq, a predicted model, not a curated record